AUGUCACAGCUAGUAACCCAACUUUAUGAUCCAGCAAACCAGCGAAACCCCACCACUAUAAAUGAGAUUCAGACGCGACUACAACAUUUACAAAAAGGAGAAAAUGCAUGGGAGAUCGCAGACUCAUUACUGCGCCAACCCUCAGCUCAUCACAGGUUUAUGGGUGCUCUCACUUUCACCGUAAAGGUUAACGUGUCAGGAGAUGAUCUCGACGAGCCGACCAGUUGGCAAAUUCUGGAACGUCUCAUCAACCAUUUCAUCGCCAUCGUUGACCAGGGCGAACAAUUGAUGGUAGUCAGGAAACUUGCUUCUAGUCUUGUCACUAUUUUUCGACACAAAGCAAGUUCAUGGAAGCGAGCGAUUUGGCAGUUGGCCGCGAGUCUUGCAAAUGGCGGAUAUGUCUCUGAAUCAAAUGCCCAAACGGUUGACUUUUUAACCGGAGUCCUGCCAGCCCUGAACACACAAAAAGCCACAGCAUUGGUGUUUUUUUCGGUCGCAUUGGCUGAGGAGGGGUUGAGAUUACAAAUGGAGCCCCAGCUCGCGGGGUGGGUUAUCCUGCGAUUAGUGGAAAAUAUCGAGGAUGCUUUCUUGCUUGUUCAAUAUAUUAUUCAACAGAUAACGACCCAUGCCUCCGAGGCUAGCAGUGAUUCUUUAGAGGCUACCCUCAGCAACGAAGUUAUGGGAUCUUGGAAGACCUGGCUUGGUGUGUAUGGGAACCACCGCAAUUCCGACAAUAAGCAGGCUCAAAACCUCGCAAUUGCAUGUGGCCAAGAUGUUAUUGAGAUACUGAAGCUGCCCAGCUUCAGUGAGAAUGCAGCGUCCGUUCUGACAUCAGCCCUUGAGAAUCGCUCUUGGGCCUUCGACAACCACUCCACAUUUUCUCUCUCCCAGAUUCUUUCCGACUCCAUCGUGACCAGACAUCUCGUUUCAUUUACCGGUGAAGAUGGCGAUACCGAUAACAUGACAUACGUUGAUCUUCUAGUGGCCUACGUCUCACAUGUUAGUUUUGAUCUUUUCAGUGACCCCAUGAAACAUCAAAACUCUCAAAUACUUGCCAUCUUGCACAACAUCUUUAAGAUACCAGGCUAUGCGGCCAUCGACGAGUCAGCUACGACCCGUGUCUUAGAGUACUGGGGCGACAUUGCAGAGUACCUUCCAGACCGACUGGAGCCGUCGGAAUCUCGAUACCAAAUAGUAAGAUCCCAGCUGGCCGAGGUUGUGCUUGGCAUGUUCAAUAAGCUUCUUUAUCCUACCCAUGAUGAGAUUGCGGAUUUCAGUGAAGAGGAUCGGAGUGAAUUCAAUGCAUUCCGCCACGAAGCAUGCGAUUAUUUGCUUUCAGCAUACCCAAUACUGGGUAUCGAGCUUGUGAGUGUUUUCCAAGAGAGUGCUACGGGUCACUUGCAAAAGCUAGACUGGAGAGGCUUCGAGGCUGCUAUGUUUUGCCUUGCUCAGCUAUCAGAGGCCGUCGAUGAGAACGGACAUGCAGAUCAAUGUUUGGAUUCCAUCUUUGGCAGUGAGGCCUUUGCACAACUGUGUCUUGGAGGUGAAACAGGGAUCCCUCUCAAGGCACGUCAAACGCUCGUUGAUUCGUUUGGUAAAUACGAAUCAUAUUUCGAGCGACACAGCUACCUCUUGCCCGGUGUUUUGAACAUUUUAUUCGAGUCAUUGAGCUUUGAGUCAUGUGCACAACCGGCCUCAAGGUCUAUUUUGACCCUUUCAAAAUCAUGCUCUCGUAUGCUGACCACCGAGCUUCCUACCUUCCUCGAUCGAUUGGACCAAUUUCGGAGCAAGCCGACGGCAACCGUUUCUACUAUGCCCAAAGUUCUUGAGGGUAUCUCAACAAUUAUACAAAAAUUAGAUUCGGACCAAGAAAAAGUACAAACACUAGAGAGAAUUCUGGGAUUCUUUGUUCAGGAAGCCAACCAAGCUCGCCAAGAGGCCGCUAGCUCUGGAUACGAUAUUGCUCGUGUCCAUGGACAUUUUGUGCUUAGUUGCAUCGCCAGUGUUGGAAAGGGUCUUCGUUCCGACGGGGACGAGGUUAUCAACAUCGACGCUGCAGAAGAGCAAAAUCCCUUCCCUCCCUCCUUCUGGAAUGCCGGGCCUGGGUCUCCAGUACAGCAACUUAUUAUGGAAGCGAUGCGAUUGCUUAUCGUAGAUUUCCCCGUUGACAGCGGUAUAAUCGACUCAGCUUGCGAUAUUCUCAAAGCUGGAUAUACUGAGUCCUCUGGUCUCUUCGUUUUCCCUCCAUCGUUGACAGUUGAUUUCAUCAAAAGUUUUCCGCUUGGAAUCUCUGGCACCGAUGUCAUCAUGGCCACUGCAUCCUCAUUCCUUGCAUCACACAGCUCUCAUCCAAUGCAAAUUAGAGAUCAGGCCGUGCAGCUGAUUGCUCAUGUGUCUCAGCUAUUUGCUUCGAUGCUUGACAACCCUGAUGUUUAUGAUCCCGAGACUGCUAAUGCGGGGAUAGAUUUCCUCGCACGUCUCCUACCAAAAUAUUACCCCAUCCUGUUCUCCCUGACCGAACCUCUUCCAACUGCCUCUGGCCCCGUCUCGCAAGGAACUCCAAUAUUCGCCCUUUUACUACAGUUUACUCUCAACGCACUCAGACGACCAGAACCACUUGUUCUUCGUUCGGGAUCGGCCUUUUGGAUCGCUCUAAUUGAUCUACAAGGUGGAUCUCCCGAAGAAACCGCGGCCCUGAAUGAAGUUCUAGAGCGUUUCAUCCCAUCGCUGUGCGAAACAUUGAUCGGACAAAUUGCAGGACACUGUGCACGGUCCGAUUUGACAUUUUUAAGUGACGUUCUACGACGAACUAUCUUCAAGAAAAUGGCAUUGGCUCGACCAAGCCUCAAAGCUGCGCUAGGUGCUUUAAAUGCGCAGGAUACCGAUGCCAACGGUAAUCAAACGCCGGUACUCUCGGAACAUGCUAAGUCCCGGUUUGUAGAAUCGCUCGUUGUUGCUAGAGGCGCAAGACCACAAUCAUUAGAGAUCGUUCGAUCCUUUUGGUUGAAGUGCCGUGGCAUGGCCUUUGAUUAUGCGCAGUGA
Penicillium angulare is the source of this 3042-nucleotide messenger RNA. RefSeq names its product putative importin 13. Gene Ontology annotation, cellular component: nuclear membrane; cytoplasm. Lineage: Eukaryota; Fungi; Ascomycota; Eurotiomycetes; Eurotiales; Aspergillaceae. Gene Ontology annotation, biological process: protein import into nucleus. The coding region runs from base 1 to 3042 and encodes 1013 amino acids. The record is from RefSeq and is a predicted model, not a curated record. The transcript is spliced from 3 exons.